Galeopterus variegatus (Sunda flying lemur) is the source of this 931-nucleotide messenger RNA. RefSeq names its product olfactory receptor 7A17-like. Gene Ontology annotation, molecular function: G protein-coupled receptor activity; olfactory receptor activity. The annotation marks the transcript as partial. Lineage: Eukaryota; Metazoa; Chordata; Mammalia; Dermoptera; Cynocephalidae. Gene Ontology annotation, biological process: G protein-coupled receptor signaling pathway. The record is from RefSeq and is a predicted model, not a curated record. Gene Ontology annotation, cellular component: membrane. The transcript has a single exon.
UUUCAAGAACACGGAACCAGGAAACCAAACUCGUAUUUCAGGAUUUAUCCUUCUUGGACUCUCAGAAGAAGCAGUACUGCAGCCCUUCCUCUUUGGGCUAUUCCUGUGGAUGUACCUGGUUGCCUUCAUGGGGAACCUGCUCAUCAUUCUAGUCAUUAUCACUGACUCCCAUCUCCACACACCCAUGUACUUCUUCCUCUCCAACCUGUCCUUUGUAGACAUCUGUUUCACCUCCACCACCAUCCCUAACAUGCUGCUGAACAUCCAGACAAAAAGCAAAGUCAUAACCUAUAAAGCCUGCCUCAGCCAGAUGUAUUUUUUCAUGCUUUUUGGAGGAUUAGACAACUUCCUCUUGACCGUGAUGGCCUAUGACAGAUUUGUGGCCAUCUGUCACCCCCUGCACUACACAGUCAUCAUGAAUUCCAAGUUCUGUGGCAUCCUGCUUCUGUCUUCCUGGUUACUGAGUGUUCUGAACUCUUUACUACAGAGCUUAACUGUUUUGCAGCUCUCCUUUUGUACAGAGUUGGAAAUCCCCCACUUUUUCUGUGAACUUAAUCAGGUGGUCCAACUUGCUUGUUCAGAUAAUUUCCUCAAUGACCUAGUGUUGUAUUUGGCAAUGGGACUACUCUGUGUUAUUCCACUCACUGGUAUCCUUUUCUCAUACUCUAAGAUUGGAGCCUCUGUUUUGAGAAUUUCAUCAGCUGGGGGCAAGUAUAAAGCAUUUUCCACAUGUGGGUCUCACCUCUCAGUUGUCUCCUUGUUCUAUGGUACAGGUCUGGGAGUGUAUCUUAGUUCUGCUGCUACCCAAGACUCCAGGGCAAGUGCCAUAGCCUCAGUGAUGUACACUGUGGUCACACCCAUGCUAAACCCCUUUAUCUACAGUCUUAGAAACACAGACAUGAAGCAAGCCCUAAUAAAACUCUUCCGCUAA